Messenger RNA from Ogataea philodendri, 1830 nucleotides. RefSeq lists its product as uncharacterized. The transcript has a single exon. The coding region runs from base 1 to 1830 and encodes 609 amino acids. The record is from RefSeq and is a predicted model, not a curated record. NCBI's taxonomy places the organism in Eukaryota, Fungi, Ascomycota, Pichiomycetes, Pichiales, Pichiaceae.
AUGGAAGCGUUUAGUUUACCGCCCAUUCAAAGGGGACAGACGCGACCCACGAACGGGAAAAGUGAUGGGGAAAACGAUGGGAGCAAGAGUGGGGUGAAAUUCACCAAACACGGCGCCAAGUUCUAUCUUCCAGCUCUGUUUCCCUCAGCUCCAACAAUCAAGAGCGGGCCUCUUCCAAUGUUGGUCACAGACGUGCACAGGCUGGAGGACUGUCGAACAGUUUACAAAAACGACGGAUUUGAGGCCGCCAUGUAUGGAAUCACCAUGUACAAUAAUUUUCCGGUGAAAGACGUGAAGGUCCAGGGGAAGAUCGUUGGGGAACGAUGGCAGGAACUUUCUCCCGACAGCUUCUUUAUGUUCCUAGAGAUUUGUGACGGAUCGAGCGACGCACCGAUAAGUGUCAAGGUGCGUAACCAGCUUUAUUACCAACAAUUGACCGAUUAUGAUCAGAACGGAGACUUGUUGGUGCAGGUGCGCGGUCAGGGAGUGUUUUACAACGGCAAGGUCGAGAUACAUGCGCACUGGAUCGAGGUCGUUGGCGAUAAGCGUGACAUGGGGCUGGAGAUGGACUGGUGGGAGCAAACUUUGGACGUUCGCAGGAAGUUUCUCGAGGACCCAUGGGAGUUCACUGGGAGUGUAGAGGACGAGGUGCAGAAAUAUGACGAGUUUCGGCGAGAGGAAAACAAACGCCGUGAGGAGUACAAGGAGCUUCUCGCACAGGAGAAGAAGGCCGAACGACAGAAACAGAUCAAGUUGCAUGAAAAGCGUCUUCGGGAGCUUGAGAAACAGGAACGUAGAUCAGACGACCAGAGCGACGACGAGAACACACAGGAACAAACAAUUGAGUCACAACAGGCCGACACAACAGCCGAGUCUGUUGACAGUAUUGUGAACACAGACGAGCCAGCGGACGAGAGCGAAACAAGCCCGGAAGUGGAGGAUGGUAGCAACACGAUCAAGCAAGAGAAUUCCAUCCAAAUAGAUACUGUUGUGGAACAGCCUAAACCUGUGGAAGAGACAUCUGUCCCUCCAGCCGAAGUCCCAGUGAUUACUGUGCCGACCCCCCAAAUCAGACUUCAAACUGAACAAGUGUAUAUUCCACCGCAAUUGUUUACUGGCUCUCGAAUAUCGGUUGAUUUGCUGGACAAACAACCUGGUUCCGAUGACAAGCUGAAGCUCGAGAUUCUCACCUUUUGCAUGAACAACCCGCCAAAGUUCAGUAUCCAUAAAGUGAUGGCCGACAAGGCUGUUCGGUUGCAGCUUUUGCAGGAUAGCUGUGAAGAGCUUCUUGACAAAACGUAUGAGGUUGGUGGAGAAUUUACUUCGGAUAUGUUGCAGAUGAAGGACGGGAAGUUUGAUCCACUACGCAAUGGAAGGUUCCAUACAGCCAGAAAAGCGCUUUGUCGGACGAAACUGGUCAGAUUGACUAAGUCGUUGAAUUUCGAAACCAAGCCGUUGAAACAAGCACAGAAUUACAUCUCUGCUUUGGCCCAGCAUGUGAUGAAGACAGAAAUAGAUGUUUUACAAGAGCUAUUCGACGAUUAUGCCUCUUCAGAGGAGAUCUUGCAGCAACUGUCGAGAUUCUACACCAGCACCGUGAAGCAUUACACCUUCAGAACGUCUGAUCUUGGAGAUCGACUCAAGGAACACUUCAAAGUGGAUCCUCCGGCGCACGUCACACGACGCUUGAUAAUUCACGAACUCCUACAAGCAGGGGUGUCUCGCAUUAUCCAGCCUCGUUCUCUAUGGAGAUUGAGGCUCACAUGGUAUUACAAGGUUUCCGAGGAUUAUUGGAUGUAUUUACCAGAAAUUGUCAGUAAUGAAAAAUAG